Molecule: messenger RNA, 1215 nt
Organism: Zea mays
Lineage: Eukaryota; Viridiplantae; Streptophyta; Magnoliopsida; Poales; Poaceae
Exons: 3
Coding region: 1-1077 (358 amino acids)
Source: RefSeq, a predicted model, not a curated record
AUGUAUGGCAGCAGCCUUGAUGAGCAACUCAAAAGGCGAGAUGAUUGGUGGAGGCAACAACUCGGUGCCGCCGCCGCUGGGGAGCCUACUGCUCCCGAGUCGCCCGUGGAGCUGCCACCCUCCCCCGCCCCAGAUCAGGGGCUACCGCCGUCGCGAGAGCGCAAGCUCCGAGGGCCGGCCCUACCACCAUCGCGGGAGAUCCAACCGAGAAGGUGCGAGGAGAGCCCACUGUCGCGUCUUGUUGGUGGGCCGCCGUUGCCCGGUAUCUCGGUGCCGCUGCCGCUAGGGAGCCUGCUGCUCUCAAGGAAUCUGCCCGUGGAGCCGUCCGAGGAUCCCACCGCCGUCGUCGUCGUCGCCGCCGGGGAGCCCGCCCAAGGAUCAAGUCGCUGCUGCCCGGGACGACUUUGCAGAUCCACGCUCGUACAUGUCAGAUCCACCCUCCCCCACCCCAGAUCGGGGGCUACAGCCCGAGCUCACCCCUCCGCUGGGCCAUCAAGCUUGAGGAAGGAGACCCAAUCUCAACACUCCGCCACUCAUUUGCGGUCAGUCCGCGGAAGGAGAGCAAGGCACCAGUGUGGAAGGAGAGAAUCUGCCCGGCCUCAAGCCCACCGUUUGAGCUCGCCGGUUGCUCGUUCCCGAGUGUUUGUCCCUAUCCUGCAUCAUGUAGGGCCGCUCUCUUCCCUAGAUUGGUUGCUGCCAUCGAUGGAGGCGACCGAUCUUAGCGCUAUCAGAGGCCCCGUCUCCAAUAGCCACCAUCUGGGCUACCCACCAUCACUGGCCACGCUGUCGUCAAGGGUCCUCCCUCUUCAGACCAUGUUGCUAAUGUUGUCGGAUGCUGUUGCAAGGAGCAAGUCAGAGAGGAGCUUUGCCAUCAAGAGGUGGGCUUGGGGCAGGUGUUAUCGCUGCCUCGCACAUGAUCACCAAGACAGCUCAUGCAAGAACUUCUGUUGCAACCGCUGUCGCCGCCCAGGUCAUCGGGAGCGACAUUGUCGCUUUUGGUUUCCUCUUCUGCCCGUCGAGUUAACUCCUCUAAGCAAUGUGACCAUCCUCAACAAUCGAGGACUUGGGCUGAGGUAGUGGCCAAGCCUUCGCCAAGUACGUUGUUAGCUGACGUCAUCGCCAAGUCUCAAUUGCAAGAACAUCGCAAUCCUUUGUUGGCUUCUCAACCCAUCGAUUUGCAUGGUAAGGACGACGAUCCUGUUUGUCAUAGCUGUU